Messenger RNA from Rhipicephalus microplus (southern cattle tick), 7961 nucleotides. It is a transcript of the gene Rok, whose product is annotated as Rho associated coiled-coil containing protein kinase. NCBI's taxonomy places the organism in Eukaryota, Metazoa, Arthropoda, Arachnida, Ixodida, Ixodidae. Gene Ontology annotation, molecular function: ATP binding; small GTPase binding; Rho-dependent protein serine/threonine kinase activity. The record is from RefSeq and is a predicted model, not a curated record. Gene Ontology annotation, cellular component: cytoplasm; cytoskeleton. Gene Ontology annotation, biological process: peptidyl-threonine phosphorylation; cortical actin cytoskeleton organization; mitotic cytokinesis.
ACCCUCAAACGUGAAAUAGUGGCCUGAUUUUGGGAGCCGACAAAGCCGCAAACGCUAUGCGGAAAACGGCGGUUGAAACGCGCAGCGCCAAUCACGGCUGGCAACAAAGAGUAGCGAGCACCCAAAGCAAAAUCGUAAGCUCCGUUGAUUAGAGGGUGUCUUGCGUUUGGCCGAGUGUUAGGUGUGUAGGCGGCUUUUAGGAUCGCGGCUUCCAAGUGCACCGAAAAAAGAAGAGCAGCGUGAAAUCCGCGCCUCGACGUUCUCGGCUGGGCGACGUGUUGCGACCGCGAGUGGCGGUCUGGCACCACCUGCGGCAAUCCGGAGAGAGGGCCCCGGCUACGACAAAGGCGCUGAUGAACGUCGCGGUGGACGGACCAUGCGAGAGCCGCGAACCUCGUCCAAAGGUGCAUGCCUCGCGUCGGCGGUGUCGUUCGCCAGACUGCGGUAGUGUUUGUGCCGAGCGGCUAUGAGUUCCUCUGGGGCUUCGGGAGAACCACGCAGCCUCGCUGUUUACGGUACACGCUCGCGUAGCAGACGAAGGGACGACGACGACUGACAGGAACCGGACGACUGCGACUGGAGUGACUUUCCCCGAAACGUCUCUCGAAGAUGGACAACAUACCAGAUCCAGAGAGGCUCCGGAGGCUCCAGGAGCUGGAGCAAAGUCUCCUGGACCACACGUCGGAGAUCCACGUCGAUGGCCUCCUGGAUGCCAUCCAGGCUCUGGUAAUGGACUGCAACAGUCCGGCUCUCCGGAGGAUGAAGAACAUCGACAGCUUCCUCAAUCGAUAUGAGAAAGGCUGUAGCCAGUAUAUCGGCAUGUCGAAUGAAGCCAGAUGACUUCAAGGUGAUCAAGACCAUCGGCAGGGGUGCUUUCGGAGAAGUCCAACUGGUGCGCCACAAGUGGACCAAGCGGGUGUACGCCAUGAAGCUGCUGAGCAAGUUUGAGAUGAUGAAGCGCUCGGACUCGGCCUUCUUUUGGGAGGAACGCUUCAUCAUGGCGCACGCCCGCUCCCAGUGGAUCGUCCAGCUGCACCAGGCCUUCCAGGACGACCGGCGCCUCUACAUGGUCAUGGACUACAUGCCCGGCGGAGACCUGGUCAACCUGAUGAGCAACUACGACGUGCCCGAGCACUGGGCCCGCUUUUACUGCGCACAGGUGGUGCUCGCAGUGGACACCGUUCACUCCAUGGGAUUCGUCCACAGGGAUGUGAAGCCUGACAACAUGCUCCUCGACGCAAGGGGUCACCUGAAACUGGCCGACUUUGGGACUUGCAUGCGCAUGGAUGCUGACGGCCUGGUGCGGUCAGACACAGCAGUGGGCACCCCUGAUUACAUCUCGCCCGAGGUACUCAAGAGCCAGGGUGGCGAGGGCUGCUAUGGGCGCGAGUGUGACUGGUGGUCUGUGGGCGUGUUCCUGUACGAAAUGCUCGUCGGGGACACGCCUUUUUACGCCGACUCUCUGGUCGGCACCUACGGCAAGAUCAUGGACCACGCCAACUCUCUGUCCUUCCCAGAGGACGUCGAGGUCUCUCCGCACGCCCGGCGCCUCAUCUGCUCCUUCCUCACUGACCGGAAUUACCGGCUGGGUAGGAAGGGUGUGGAGGAGAUCAAGGCACACCCAUUCUUUCAGAACGACCAGUGGACGUUCGACAACAUUCGGGAGGCCGUGCCACCCGUGCUGCCUGAGCUGAGUGGCGAUGACGACACGAGCAACUUCGACGACGUGGACCAGGACGAGACACCCGAAGAGCACUUUCCCGAGCCCAAGGCCUUUGCGGGCAAUCACUUGCCCUUCGUCGGAUUCACCUACUCGGGGGACUACGCACUUCUCUCGACAGCGCAUCUUCAUGGUGUCGACGGCUUCAGCGAGACUGACAAGGGAAAUGGGCCAACACCAGAUGUUCUUCAGGAGGAGAUUGCGAACCUCCGCGAGGCCAAAGAGGAAGCAGAGCAGAAAUACAGGCACACGCUAAAACAGCUGGAGACCGUGUCAGCACAGAACGAGCAGGCAACUAUUCUGGUUUCCGAGAAUCGGGAGCUCAACAAAAAGAUGACGCUGCUCACACACGAGAUUAAGGAGAGCCAGCGAAAGUAUGAGACAGAGUGCGAGCACCGGCGUAAGGCAGAGAUCAAGCUGCAGGAACUGUGGUCCAAGCUGGAGUGUGAACAACAGUCUCGGUCCCAGCUGGCCUCCGCAUCUCAGGUUGCAUCGGAGAAGGCGUCUGCGCUCGAGAAGCAGUUGUGGGAGCUGAAUGACAAGCUGAAGCAGGAAGCCGACGCAGCACUAAAGCUGAAGAAGGCCAACGCGGAGCUCGCGCUGACCGUGGCAACGCGGGAGCGCACCUGCCAGGAGCUGCAGGAGACGGUGGGUGCUCUGCGCGGCCAGGUGGGCUCCCAGGAGCGGGACCUUUCCAACAUGCAGAUACAACUUGAUCAGGAGAAGGCAGCGUGGUCAUCGCGCGCCCAAGAGCUCGAGAGCCGGCGGCAGGCGCUCCAGUUGGAGCUGGAGAGGGUGCGAGAGCGGGAAGCCCACGCGCUUGAAGAGGCCCACCGGUUCUCGGCGCGCGUCCUCGAGCAGGAGAAGCAGCGUGCCGUGCUCGAGCUGGAGUUGCGCAACGCCCAGAACCGCCUGGACCGACAGGCCUGCCCGGACAAGAGGCCCGGCGGAGGAGGCGCCGCGGAUGACGAGAACAGCGCAGAGGCCCUGACGGCCCGGCUGGCCGAGGAACGGCAAGCGCGCCAGCAGGCAGAGGCCGCCGUUCAAGACCGUGAGCGGCAAAUGUCCAUGCUCAAUGUGGACUAUCGACAGUUGCAGACGCAGCUGCAGCGGCUGCAAGGUGAGCAUCGGCAGGAGGCGGAAAAGUCCCAAGCCCUGCAGGCGCAGCUGGACGAGGAGGCCCGCCGGCGCUCGCAGCUGAGCCAGCAGGCAGCCCAGCAGGCCCAGGAGGUGGCCCGGCUGGCACUGCGCGACCGGCAAGCUCAGACAGCCCUGGCCGAAGCACGCCAAGCACAGCAGGCAGCCCAGGAGGAACUGGCCAGGAUGCAGACGGCAAAAACUGUGGGCGAGCUACAGAUGAAGGAACUCCAAGACCAGCUUGAGGCCGAACAGUACUUCUCGACGCUGUACAAGACGCAAGUUCACGAGCUGAAGGAGGAACUAGACGAGCGGAACAAGGCAUUCCAAGAGUUGGAGGAACGGCGCCAGGUGCUCAGUCGGGAACUCGAGAUGGCCACGGUGCGUGCAGACUCCCUGGAGCUUCACCGCUCCGUCCUCGAGGACACCGCUGCGGGACUCGAGAAAGACAGGGCGGUACGCGAGCUGGAUCUGGAGCAGCUGCAGAAGCAGCUGAACGCCGAGCGGUCCAUGCACGAGGCGGCCCUGGCCAAGGAGCGGCAGGAGCGCCAGGCCGAGGAGGCGCGCCACGAGCAGCUGCAGAAGCAGCUCGCCCAGGAGCGCAUGCUCAAGCUGCAGGCCGUCAACAAGCUGGCCGAGAUCAUGAACCGCAAGGACAUCGCAGGUGGCGGCAAGGGCCGCGCGGCCGGAGACCUGCGGCGGCGCGACCGCGAGGUGCGCAAGCUGCAGCAGGAGCUCACACAGGAGCGUGAGAAGUACGCACAAAUGGUCAGCCGCCUCCAGAAGGAGCUCGCCGAACUGCAGGCAAGUGCUCACGAGGAGGGCCAGGCGCGCAUCAAGCUUCAGAUGGAGCUGGACUCCAAAGACUCCGAGAUGGAGCUCCUGCGGCGAGUGGCGUCUGCUGCUGCCCUGACGUCUCCGGAUGCCCUGUCGUCCGUGACGAACUCCGGCGGAAGCGGAGCUCGGGACGGUGACCCCCAGCGCCUCGAGGGCUGGCUCUCGGUGCCGCAGAAGCAGAACAUCCGGCGGCACGGCUGGCGGCGGCAGUACGUGGUUGUGAGCUCGCGCAAGAUCCUCUUCUACAACAGCGAGGCGGACCGGGCAAAUGCGGACCCUGCCCUCGUCCUGGACCUGAGCAAGUUGUUCCACGUGCGCUCCGUCACCCAGGGUGAUGUCAUUCGUGCGGAUGCUAAAGACAUCCCUCGAAUUUUUCAAGUCCUGUAUGCAGGCGAAGGUGAGAGCAGAAAGCCCGGAGACAGCAACGAUCCACCACAGCUCAAAGAUCUAAGCACUCUGGAGCACAAAGGCCACGACCUAGUCCCGAUCUCGUUCCACAUGCCGACCACCUGCGAGCUGUGCCCCAAGCCUUUGUGGCAUAUGUUCAAGCCGCCGCCAGCUCUUGAGUGCCGCCGCUGCCGCCUGAAACUGCACCGGGACCACGUUGACAUGCUGGCGCCCUGCAAGGUGGACCCAACAUCGGCCAAGGAGCUGCUCCUCUUGGCGCCCACGACGGACGACCAGCGCCGGUGGGUCGCCCAGCUGCGCAUCCGGGUCGACGCCUGUGGCUACGCGGCGUCCUCCGCCGCCGCUGCGGCCGGAUCUCCCGGGGCCAUCCGCCUACGCAAGUUUCCCUCGACGGCGUCCUCCGGCUCCAACACGUCGGCAUCAUCGGUGUCCGGGCCCGGCGGCAAGGCAGCGACGCUGCCGAGCCGCAAGUGCUAGUCUCGUUCUCUUUCUCCGCGUUCGCGGACUCCUUUGAGCAUUCUCAUGCAAUCCCAGGGGCAAGGUUGGUGUGCCAGUACCACUUUACUGCCUGCGCUGGAUGCAGCCUGGGUUAGCACUUUUCGGCCGCAGACGUGGCAGGUCCUUCCAGACUCGCACGCUUGUGCUCGUACGGACUAUGCAUGCCCUUUGGUGACUCACUGACGUAUUGUGCUCGUGCUUUUUCUUUUUCUUUUGUUUCUUACGCUACGAGUGCUGCUCCUGCUGUCAUGCCGCACACCCACAGUGUAGUGGUCAAACAGAAGUCUAUGGCCUAGCACUUGGAGACACCACAAAGCACUAGGCGAGAGCGUUGAAAGCAGAUGACUCUUAGAGGCUUGAGAAUUGGCACAUCAGGACAGUCUGCCCAUCUGCUGGAAGAGUGGCAAUUUCUUUCUGCACCGAAAGUUUGGAGUGCUGCUGCUAUAGCUAAUAAGCCUCGUCAUCUCUGGUGCAAUUGAGUUGAUGCCACUUGGUCUCAGAUCUCGUUUCCUUAAAAUCAUUCCUGCUGACUCUCCCCGUGCUGAAUGGUAAAGUUGUUUCUUUUUAACAUUUGACAAGAGCUUUCUCGCUCUGAAGUUUGGCUAGCUCAAUCAUUUUAAUGCCUAAUGCCAUUUUUGCUACACUAGCCAGAGUGUAGCUCUUAAAUGUCAUAAAAGGCAUUGAUGCAUUCGCAUUGUGGUGAGUGCACCUGCUUUGAGCUCACACUGAUUGGAUGCAGCAGGUUUUGCUACUGGCAUACCUCCUUCUGGAAUUUCUGUCGUAGGCAUACAAGUGCUCUCUGCACUGAGGUGUCUGCUAGGUUAGGAGUCUCAUACGCUGCCUAGUCUAGCUCAUUUACAACAGCACAUGCAUGGAGAAACUAGCGUCAGCAGGAGCGCCGCGUUUCAAUCGACCGUACAAAGAAACAGACCAUCGUAACAUAAAGUAUGCAGAACAUGCCGUAAGAUGGCCCAUCCAUUGCAGACUCAACUGAGCAAAACUCCAAGUGCCUUAUGGUGGAUGACAGAGCCGUGUGGUCAAGUCAUCCGCUUUUGCAUUAUGACGCAGUGACACACGUUCCGGAAGAGUUGUGUCAGCCCAAUUGGUGCCAUUCAGUUAUUUGUUAGCAGGGAGAUGUGAAAACUUUUCAACGGCGAACAGAAUCAGUUGCAUGCACUUUGUGUCUCGUGCACUGCUGAAUCGUUUCCUGGUGCUUCGUAGUGUCGACUGUCUGUGUCGCCCUUCGCCCUGCCACUGGGGCUACAACAGCUAGCAGUGUCGGUGUUAGCUUAACGAUUGUUAGGUACUAGUGCAUAAUAUACAUCGUAGCACAAAACGUGCAAACGUGCAGCCCUGGCUACCUGCGGUGGGUGUCAUGGCAGCACUUUUAGUGUAAUGCUGUUUUGAGCAAUGUCGAGAACUGUCGUUCUAUGUCCAAUUUUACCAAGGACUGCAUUUGGAAGAAUGGGGUCAGACUUACUUGACCACGUUAGUACAUUUGCUGCUGCCAAUGUUUGGCAGCAGCAAAUAUAAUAUGGAGACAAAAGUGAAAACCCAUACCAACACCAGCCCUGUAUGUAACCACUGCACCUUAUCAAUUCACGCAGUUUUAGUUUCAACUUGCAACAUUGUUCCUAACGUCCAUAAACAUGUCUGCGACCUUCAUUUUCUAAAUUCAUAACAGCUGAUCGCAGUAACAUUCAUGCAAACCCUUUCUAGUAUGACAUGGCUUAUAACAAACUUGUAAUGGGGUUUGUGGUGGUUAUUCAUGGUGAGAGCUUUUGCUGUUGUUAGUGGCUUUGGCUUUCUUCAAAGCAUCAUCAGCGUUCACCUUGUUGUAGCAUCAUUCAGUGGAUCGAACUAUGUUGAAGCAGUGUUUUUGGUGCCGCUGCAGUUUUUUAAUAUGCGUGCUCAAGAUUGUUAAAUUUUUCCUUGUGCCAUGGUGGCAACUAGUCCUUGCGGCAUCAGAUAUUUGUCACGCUCACAUUGUGAUUUUCAUUUUGUUUGGUCAGACAGCUCUGUAGUGUUCUGGUUUCUUUUGGGAGAAUCUGCGAAUAGUGAAUUUUAGAACCAAGUCAAAUAGUUUUCAAAUCGUAAGACAGCCAUCUUCGACACAGACCUGUAAUUCCACAGUUUAAAGAAAAAAUUUUUCACAAACUUGUAGUAACUUUACCGUUUUUUUUUACCCGCACAAGAUAGACAAUCAUGUAAAGUGGGCUAAGCUUGUGUACGCCAGCGGCUAGAGCCUUUGAAGUGUUUUGUAACUGUAUGUUGAAUAAAGCAGUUUCUUUAGUAUUCAAGGCGGUACCUUAUCAGCAGAAUUUGAAUAUAACUGAGUCCUAAAAUUAGGCAAUGGUUCAUGAGUCAACAUCUUCGCUAAUCUCAUCAUGACAGUUGCAGAUUGAGGAACCACUUGCUUUGGCAACACUAGAGUUUUAAGCAAGAACGCCUUCAUCCGGUGAUCAAUAUAGCUCUGGUGAUACUGUAAAAGGUUUAACUGUGUGUAUCUUGGCAGUUUAAUAAUUAAAGCUAUCAUAAAGAUUCCCCCCUGUUCAAAAAUUUUUAUCCCUUUGGAGUAUUGAUGUCUGUGAUGAUUAUUCGAAACGUGUUCAAAGACUAUUUCCUACUUUGAAUAUGUAUGAUUGGAUUCCAUGUCUAUUCACGAAUCGAACACUAAUCAAUUUGUUACUUGAAACCUUAGAAUAUUUGCACACCCCUAUUUCUGUCUUCACAUUUUUUUUAUUUAUUUUUUUGGAUGAAGGGCGUUGGCAGUACUUGGCGUACAAAUUUCUUUUUCCACUGGACUAUGUUCCUGUUCUAGUUAGUGUAAACUCCUUGUGAGCUUUGUGCGCAUUCCUGCAUAUGGGAGGCCUCAGGCAAUGGUGAAUGUUUGAUUUUUCAUUUAGUACCUUGAGCCACCAGGAUGCAUCAAGCUGGUGCGGCGAAAUCUAUUGUUGUAGUGCACUGUCACAUGAUUGACUAUAGAUUGAUGAAGCAUUUAAUAAAAUGUUAUGUGAAUUUAUUGCAUUCUUAAAUAGUGCAUUGUGAUUUGCGCCUGAAGGGGCUAUGGUGUUGUGUUCGCACUCCUGCCUUAUCAUGUUAUUGAGUGGCAAGAUGGAAGCGCGCAUCGCCAGUAAUUCAUAAGAGCCCAAUUGAACAUUCGGAAAGCGAGAUGUGUGCUCUUCCUUGCCCUAGAGGGCAUAUGACAGCAAUUACUACACUGGAACCUCAAUAUAACGAACCCAGAUAUUACAAAUUAUUCGUUAUAACAAAGUAGAUGAAAAAUAGUAUUGCAAUAUAGUGUUAGGAACGGGCCUUCAUAAUGAAUUUUUAGAUAUAAUAACCUAUUUUUGUGUAAGAU